AAUAAUAGAAGAAUUUGAAAAUGGUGUCUGAAAAGAAUGAAACAAAAAGGCACUUCCAUAACCAUUCCUACCAGAUCUAUUCGAUAACACUUCAUCAUCUUUUCACAUUCACACUCGCACCAUACAAGUACAACUGACACCACCACGUUAUCCUUAUGAAUAAGGACGGUUAUUAUUAUUAAUAAUAAUAAUAAUAAUAUUAUUAUUAUUAUUAUUAUUAUUAUUAUUAUCCUUUGUUUCCUUGAAAGUAGUUGAAUCACUUUCAAUUCAAUUGCUGAUCCAUUCAAUGGAGUUCACUGAAUCUUACAAGCAAACGGGUCCUUCUUCUUUCUCCCCAAAUUCUCGCUUCUUAGCCGUCGCCGUCGAUUACCGCCUCGUCAUUCGUGACACCCUUUCUUUUAAGGUUGUUCAAUUGUUUUCAUGCUUGGACAAGAUUAGCUAUAUUGAAUGGGCCCUUGAUUCUGAGUACAUUCUUUGUGGCCUCUACAAAAAGCCGAUGAUACAGGCAUGGUCACUGACCCAGCCAGAGUGGACGUGCAAGAUAGACGAAGGUCCUGCCGGUAUUGCAUAUGCUAGGUGGAGCCCGGAUAGCCGUCACAUACUCACCACAUCAGAUUUUCAGUUGCGUUUAACAGUUUGGUCGUUGGUAAACACAGCUUGUGUGCAUGUGCAGUUGCCAAAGCAUGCUUCCAAGGGGGUUUCCUUCACAAAAGAUGGAAAAUUUGCUGCGAUUUGCACAAGGCGUGAUUGCAAGGACUAUAUAAAUCUGUUAUCUUGUCACACAUGGGAAAUAAUGGGCAUUUUUGCUGUUGACACUCUAGAUUUGGCUGAUAUCGAAUGGUCACCUGACGAUAGUGCUAUAGUGAUAUGGGAUUCACCGCUUGAUUACAAGGUUCUAAUCUAUUCUCCAGACGGAAGGUGUCUUUUCAAGUAUCAAGCAUAUGAAAGCGGAUUAGGAGUUAAAAGUGUGUCGUGGUCUCCUUGUGGUCAGUUUCUGGCAGUGGGUAGUUAUGACCAGAUGCUGCGGGUCCUAAAUCAUUUAACUUGGAAGACAUUUGCAGAGUUUAUGCACCCAUAUACAGUCCGCGGCCCUUGUUAUGCUGCUGUUUUCAAAGAAGUAGAUGAACCUCUGCAACUUGAUAUGUCUGAACUAUGUUUGAGCGACGAUUUUUCUCAAGGAAAUGAUGACUCUCCAGAACGACCCUUUAGAGUCAGGUAUGAGGUUACAGAAGUUCCAAUCAAUUUACCAUUCCAGAAGCCUCCUGCUGAGAAACCUAACCCCAAACAAGGAAUUGGCAUGUUGUCAUGGAGCAAUGAUAGCCAAUACAUAUGUACUCGCAAUGAUAGUAUGCCUACAGUACUUUGGGUAUGGAAUCUUCGACAUCUUGAGCUUGCUGCAAUCUUAGUGCAGAAGGACCCUAUCAGAGUGGCAGCUUGGGACCCGACAUGCACUCGCCUUGUUUUUUGCACGGGAAGCACACACUUAUACAUGUGGACCCCGUCUGGUGCCUUUUGUGUUCAUGUUCCUCUGCCAAAAUUUUCGAUAACAGACCUUAAGUGGAAUUCUGAUGGCAGUUGUCUACUCCUUAAGGAUAAGGAGUCAUUCUGCUGUGCUGCUGUACCCUUAUUGCCAGAAUCUAGUGAAUACAGCUCAGAUGAAUGAUGCUUCUUACAAGGGAGUAAAACAAAAUUACUAUGGUAAAUAUGAACAUCUAUGUUUAUCUUUGUGCAUCUGGUAGAUAUAAGUGUAUCUAAGGUUUUUAAGGGUAUGCUGAUCAAUGCAUUUUUCAAGAGGGGCAAUUGAGCUGUGCUUUGUAGUGAGAGUUUCUCUCUGAAACCGUUUGUAAUAUCUUUCAGCCCUUAUUGUAGGAGCAUGGAUUUAACACCAUUCUCUUUUCGUGCUUCAUUUUUAUUAAAAAAAAAAGUGCAAUGCUGUUGAUUGUAUUGUCAUUUAUUCUAAA
Molecule: messenger RNA, 1961 nt
Organism: Cicer arietinum (chickpea)
Lineage: Eukaryota; Viridiplantae; Streptophyta; Magnoliopsida; Fabales; Fabaceae
Source: RefSeq, a predicted model, not a curated record